AUGGAAGACUAAUUAAACAUACCAUUAAAAGAAUCAGAAAUGUAACAAAUUAAAUUUUAAAAUAAUUAAAACGAAGUAUAAGAUGAAGAAAAUGAUAGUGAAGAUGAAGGAAUAGAAGACUAUAAUAUAGGAGGAUAUCAUCCAGUUCAUGUAGGAGAAGUUAUUUAAAAAAGAUAUGUGAUAAUUUAAAAAUUAGGAUGGGGACACUUUUCAACAGUAUGGCUUUCCAAAGAUUUUAAAUAUAAUACAUAUGUAGCAUUAAAAAUAUAGAAAAGUGCGCCACAUUAUUUAGAAGCCGCAUAUGAUGAAGUCGAAAUAUUAUAAAAAGUUGCAAAAUAAGCAAGUAAUCCGGAAUGGAUAAAAAGUUUAAAAGAAUAUUAUAAAAAUGAUCUUAAGAAAAAAUCUUUUACAAGAGAUGAUUGUUAAAUUAUUUAAUUAUUAAACUCUUUUCUUUAUUAAGGACCUUAUGGUAAUCAUUUUUGUAUGGUCUUUGAAAUUAUGAGUGUUAAUUUAUUAGAAAUUAUUAAAAGAUAUAAUUAUAAAGGAAUUCCAAUUCAUUUAGCUAGAAUAAUUGCAAAAUAAGUACUUAUAGGGUUAGAUUUUUUACAUAGGUUUUGUUAAGUUAUUCAUACGGAUUUAAAACCUGAAAAUGUUUUAGUGUGUUUGACAUAGGAUGAAAUAAAAUAAAUUGUUGAAAAAGGAUAACUUGAAAAUUGCAAAAAAAUGUCAGAAAGAAUUAAAUAAUAUUAAAUUUAACAUAAAAUUUAUAUAGAAGACAAUUUCAAAAACAAUGAAACUGAUUUAAAUUUAUUUUAAGAUUAAAUUUCUGAAAAUAAUAAUAAUUCUGAUAAUAAUAAUUUAUCUGAAAAUAAGGAAAAAAAUUAAGAUUAAUAAAAUUAAAAUAAUGAAGAAAAAUAAGCUCUAACAAAAUAGUAGAAAAAAUAUUAACGAAAAAAAGCUGCUUAAAAACGCAAAAAAUAAAAAUUGAAAGAAGAAAAGUAAAUCAGUGAGUAAUAAAAUUGUAAAGAUAAUAAUAAUAAAUAAAUAAAUGGAGUGUAGAAUAAAAGUAAAAUAUAAAAAAAUAUAAAAUCAUAAUAAUAAUAAUAAUAAUAAUAAUAAUAAUAAUAAUAAUAAUAAUAAUAAUAGUAAUAAUAAUAAUAAUAAUAAUAAGAUGAAGAAAUUUCAUAAAAAUUAGAUGAUGUUCCUGAUGAAAUAAAAUAUAAAUUUGAUAAGUAAAAUAAAAAAUAAUUUAAUUAUAUAUUUUUUCUUUAAAAUAAAAAUAGUUAUUGUGGAAGAGGAGAAAGAAUUGAUGAAAAUAUAAAAGUUAAAAUUGCAGACUUAGGAAACGCAUGCUGGACUUAUCAUCAUUUUGCAACAAAAAUAUAAACAAGAUAAUAUAGAAGUCCUGAAUCUAUUAUAGGUAUUCAUUAUGAUACAAGUACUGAUAUUUGGUCUUUUGCUUGUAUGAUGUUUGAAAUGAUAACCGGAGAUUUUUUAUUUUAGCCAAGAAGAAAUCCAAAUUUUAGUAAAAAUGAAGACCAUUUAGCACAAAUUGAAGAAUUAAUAAAAAAAUUUCCUAAGAGGUUUUCUAUGGCAAGUUAAAAAUCUAAAUAAAUAUUUGAUAAUUAAGGAAAUUUAAGAAAAAUACCUGUUUUACAUUAUUGGCCUUUAAGAAAUGUUUUGAUAGAAAAAUAUUUAUUUAAAUAAGAUGAAGCUAGUUUAUUAAAUUAAUUUUUAAUGGUAAUGUUAAAAAGUGAACCAUUGAAAAGGGCUUCUGCUCAAUAAGUUUUAUUAGAAUCUGGUUGGUUAAAAGCAAAGGCAAAUUAUUUGUUUAAAUAUACAGAUUAAGAAUUUCAAAGAUAUAUGGCCAAAAAAUAACUUCUUAGUUAUGAUGAAGUUUAAUUAAGCUCUAAUGAGGCGCAAGAUUCAGACAUUUACGAUGCAGAUAAUUCAGUAAAUAGUGAAUAAAGUGCUGACGAUGAUGCUUUUUACGGAGAAUGUAAAUAAAAAUUUGAUUAUAAAUUAGUAGAUAGAUCAUUUACUAAUUUGGGUUAUAUUGGAUAUGGGGAUGGUAUUUAAUUAGAAGAAUUAGAUUAAAAUUCAAAUUGGUAAUUUGAAAAUUUUUAAAAAUAAAAAUGA
Ichthyophthirius multifiliis is the source of this 2139-nucleotide messenger RNA. Its product is annotated as protein kinase domain protein. Gene Ontology annotation, biological process: regulation of mRNA processing; spliceosomal complex assembly; protein phosphorylation. The record is from RefSeq and is a predicted model, not a curated record. The transcript is spliced from 7 exons. NCBI's taxonomy places the organism in Eukaryota, Ciliophora, Oligohymenophorea, Hymenostomatida. Gene Ontology annotation, molecular function: ATP binding; protein kinase activity.